This is a messenger RNA of Chenopodium quinoa (quinoa), 1998 nucleotides long. RefSeq lists its product as uncharacterized. Lineage: Eukaryota; Viridiplantae; Streptophyta; Magnoliopsida; Caryophyllales; Amaranthaceae. Gene Ontology annotation, biological process: base-excision repair. Gene Ontology annotation, molecular function: DNA-3-methyladenine glycosylase activity. The transcript has 5 exons. Bases 542 to 1702 code for a protein of 386 amino acids. The record is from RefSeq and is a predicted model, not a curated record.
AAUUAUACAAUUAAAGUGACAAUAACUUUGGUAGUAGUCAUAAGUGUGUCAUUAAGUGGCACACUUUAAAUGGGUAGACUCAAAAACUCUCAUUCUCUAUCCAGUCUCCCCAUAAGAAUAAGAAUAAAAAAUAAAGAAUCCAUGCUUUGCUUGCAAAAACCUUCCAUCUAUUUGUGCCCAAUUUCAAACAACUUUAGGGUGAAAUCUCAUUUUAGCUUUAACUUGACUCUUCUCUUGCAACUUCUCCUCACUCCACUCUCUCCUCUUCUUCUUCCUAAAAAUGGCAUCCAACUACUACCCAUCUUCUUAGUCAACCCCAUUAUUAUCAAUGCACCUUCUUCUUCUUCUUCUUCUUCUUCUUCUCUCUCCUCUUCUAGGGUUUCUCUCCUACCCCCAAAACCCCUAAUUCAUAACCCCUAAUUUCACAUCUGAUCUCCAUUUUCCCACAAUGUGCGUUGCCAAUUGCUAUUUAUUUUCAAUCUAAACUAAUUUCACUGCAUUUUACCCCAAUUUUAGGGUUUUUUUGCCCAGAAUAUCGUCAAUGUCGGGGGGUCCCAGGGUUAGAUCGACUAAUUUAGCUGACUUUGAGCAAAGGCCAGUGCUAGUACCUGCCGGAAACAAAGCGAGGACCGUCGUUGAAGCUCGGAAACCGACCACGAAACCUCAGCGGAAGUCCGAUAGCUCGCCGGAGACGGAAACCAAGAGUAAAGAGAAGAGAUUAGCUCAAAAUCCACCCACAUUAUCGCCGCCAAUGAGAAAUCUCAGCGCUCCGUCGAUCCUAAGGCACGGGAAUCAGCUUUUGCGGGGUAAUUCUUCACUUAAUGCUUCGUGUUCAUCGGAUGCUUCGUCGGAUUCUUCUCAUAGUCGAGCAUCGACUGGGAGGAUUAGCCGGAGUAGCGCACCAUUGAUGAGGAGGAAGCUAGGGGGUGCUAGUAACAUGGGUUUGGGUGCUAGUAAGGUGGAGAAGGUGGUUGUGGAUAAUGGGGCAGCGCCUGAGGUUGAUGGGUUGGGAAAGAAGCGAUGUGCUUGGGUUACUUCUAAUACUGAAGAUCCAUCUUACGCUACUUUUCAUGAUGAAGAAUGGGGAGUUCCAGUUCAUGAUGACAGCAAACUGUUUGAACUGCUCAGUCUCUCGGCCGCUUUAGCUGAGUUAGCAUGGCCGACAAUACUGAAUAAGAGAAAUAUAUUCAGGGAAGUGUUCUUGCAUUUUGAUCCAGUAUCUGUUUCUAAAUUAAAUGAGAAGAAGAUUAGUGGACCGGGAAGUCCUGGAAGUACCCUAUUAUCAGAGCUUAAAAUGCGCAAUAUUGUUGAAAAUGCACGUCAAGUUUGCAAGAUAAUCGAGGAGUUUGGAUCAUUUGACAAGUAUAUAUGGAGCUUUAUGAAUCAGAAACCUAUAGUAAACAAGUUCCGAUAUCCACGCCAGGUGCCAGUCAAGACUUCUAAAGCAGAGAUGAUAAGCAAGGACCUGGUGAGAAGAGGAUUUCGAGGAGUUGGGCCCACUGCAGUCUACUCAUUUAUGCAAGCAGCUGGUUUGACAAACGAUCAUCUCGUAACCUGCUUUAGAUUCCAGGAAUGCGUUGCAGCAGGAGAAGGAAAAGAAAAAGAUGACAAAAUUAAGGGCGAGGAGGAUAAACCGAUAGACAUGGAUAAGCUGGAGCUUGCUAGAGCUUUGGAUGAAAUGAGUGUCUGCUUUGAUGGUUAAACCUGCAGUUUUGUUGAUAAGAACAUAUUUCUAUCAAGAGAAGCUGGCAGAUAGUAGUUAAUUGUAUAAAUGUGAAUUAUUCUGUACUCUACAAUCCUCAAUGUGAGAUGCAGACAAAAGGAAGAAGAUGAAGUCGUCGGUAUGCUUAGGGUUUAGGAAAUUCUGUUAUGUGACAGGUGAUAUUUUUAGCUUUCUUGUACAGUUGCUAUGUAUGUUUUAGUUCUCCUUCCUGUUGAUUGCAACGGAGUAUUUUUUUUUCUUCCCAAAAAUAUAUAUAAUUCGCUCUAUUCUGUCUA